AUGAAACGAAAUCCCCUUCAGGAAUUAGUAAAAACACCGGGCGCUAUAAAUCUGGAUAUUAACAAGCGGCAUUCCCUCUCAGCCCAGGCCUCUGGCGAGACGGCUGCGGUGCCGGGGUCCGAAGAGAACGUGGGCGGUGGCGGCGAGCCGAAACUGAGCAAGAGUGAGCAAAGGAGAUGCCUGACAGCAGAGAAGAAAACAGCAGAGAAGGCGGCCACGCAGAAGGGCCUCAGUGAGGAACAACCAGGCCAGGCCUGCGCUGAGGGCAAUGCGGGCGCCGAGGAGGAGGGCCUGGACCCAAACCAGUACUACAAGCUCUGCAGCCAAGCAAUCCAGCAGCUGAAGGUCAACGGGGAAGACCCGUACCCACACAAGUUCCAUGUGGACAUCUCGCUGACACACUUCAUCCAAGAAUACAGUCACCUGCAGCCUGGGGACCAGCUGAGUGACGUCACCUUAAAGGUGGCAGGGAGGGUCCAUGCCAAAAGAGCUUCCAGGGGGAAGCUCAUCUUCUAUGACCUCCAGGGAGAGGGAGUCAAGUUGCAAGUCAUGGCCAAUUCCAGGAAUUAUAAAUCGGAAGAAUUUAUUCGUAGCAAUAACAAACUGCAUCGGGGAGACAUCAUUGGAGGUCAGGGGAGCCCUGGGAAAACCAUGACGGGCGAGCUGAGCACCCUUCCCCACGAGAUCACACUGACGUCCCCGUGCUUGCGUAUGUUACCUCAUCUGCAUUUUGGGCUCAAAGACAAGGAAAUACGAUAUCGUCAGAGAUACUCGGACUUGAUCCUGAAGGACUCUGUGAGGCAGAAAUUUAUCACCUGCUCUAAGAUCAUCACAUACAUAAGAAGUUUCUUGGAUGAGCUGGGGUUCCUAGAGAUCGAAACGCCCAUGAUGAACCUCAUCCCAGGGGGAGCGGCAGCCAAGCCUUUCAUCACCUACCACAAUGAGCUGGACAUGAACUUGGACAUGCGGAUUGCCCUAGAGCUCUACCACAAGAUGCGGGUGGUUGGUGCCCUCGACCGGGUGUAUGAAAUCGCACGCCCGUUCCGGAAUGAACGGAUUGACAUGACUCACAAUCCCGAGUUCACCACCUGUGAGUUCUACAGGGCCUACGCCGACUAUUGCAACCUCAUGGAAACCACAGAGAAGAUGACAGCGGGGAUGGUGAAGAGCGUUACAGGCAGUGCCAAGGUGGCCUACCAUCCGGAUGGCCCCGACGGCCCCGCCUACUAGGUGGACUUCACCCGGGUUUUCUGGAAGAUCAGCAUGGUUGAAGAGCUCGAGAGAGCUCUGGGGGUCAAGCUGCCCGCCACCAGCCUCUUUGAAACGCAAGACACUCGCAGAAUCCUUAAUGGUAUCCGCGUGGCAAAAGCCAUCGAAUGCCCUCCGCCCCGGAGCGCGGCCAGAUUCGUGGGUAAGCUAGUUGGGGAGUUCCUGGAAGGGACGUGUGUCCACCCUAUGUUCAUCUGUGACCACCCGCAGGUAAUGAGCCCUUUGGCAAAGUGGCACUGAUCUAAGGAGGGUCUGACGGAGCGCUUUGAGCUCUUUGUCACGAAGAAGGAAACAUGCAAUGCCUACACCGAGCUGAAUGACCCCAUGAGGCAGCGGCGCCUUUUCGCAGAGCAGGCCAAGGCCAAGGCCAAGGCCGCUCGGGACGACGGGGCCAUGUUGAUAGACGAAAACUUCUGCACGGCCCUAGAGUGCGGGCUGCCCCCCACCGCUGGCUGGGGCAUGGGCAUCGACCGCGUCACGAUGCUUCUCACGGACUCCAGCAACAUCAAGGAAGUGCUCCUGUUUCCUGCCUUGAAACCUGAAGACAAGAAGGAGCGUGUCGCCACGGCCGAUGCACGGGAAGGCACAGCUGGCGCUUCUGUCUAG
Molecule: messenger RNA, 1875 nt
Organism: Pteronotus mesoamericanus
Lineage: Eukaryota; Metazoa; Chordata; Mammalia; Chiroptera; Mormoopidae
Product: lysine--tRNA ligase-like
Biological process (GO): positive regulation of macrophage activation; diadenosine tetraphosphate biosynthetic process; lysyl-tRNA aminoacylation
Cellular component (GO): cytoplasm; aminoacyl-tRNA synthetase multienzyme complex; cytosol
Molecular function (GO): ATP binding; tRNA binding; lysine-tRNA ligase activity
Source: RefSeq, a predicted model, not a curated record